Molecule: messenger RNA, 1137 nt
Organism: Gavialis gangeticus (Gharial)
Lineage: Eukaryota; Metazoa; Chordata; Crocodylia; Gavialidae
Gene: MRPS23
Product: mitochondrial ribosomal protein S23
Exons: 5
Coding region: 70-639 (189 amino acids)
Biological process (GO): translation
Cellular component (GO): mitochondrion; ribosome
Molecular function (GO): structural constituent of ribosome
Source: RefSeq, a predicted model, not a curated record
GUUUCCGCUUCCGGCGGAAGCGCGGGCUGUUGUUAGGCGCCGCGGUUACCGGGGGAGGCCUAGCGCGCCAUGGCGGGCAACAGUCGCUUGGAGAAGCUGGGCACCCUGUUUAGCCGCGUGACGAACCUGAUACGCAUUGGGUUGCCGAAGAAGCCUCCCCUCUGGUAUGACGUGUAUGCCGCCUUCCCGCCGCUCCGCGAGCCGCUGUAUCGCGCCCCCCCGCGCUACUACCGCGAAGUCAAGGACGUGGUGCCAAAUAUCCUGUAUCCGGAGGACGCUGUCCGAGCGAAAUUUUAUGAAGUUUAUCAGAGUGGUCCGAGACCCUUUCAGCUCCUCCAACCAAACUUUAAAUCCACUUGCCAGAGGUUUGUGGAGGAAUUCGAUAAAUUGAAGAAAAAAGGACAAAUUAAGGAGGAAAAUCUGUUUGAGGAAACGGGAAGGUUGCUUUUAACACAGGGGAUCAUUUUGCGGAGAAGAACAGCUGUGAAUGUAACACUAAAGGCUGGUAAGCCUGCUGAAACAGCAUUCAGAAUGACGCUGCCAGACACAUUGAAGAUGCUUCGGAAACGGAAGCAAGUUCAUGAAGAGCAGCAGCUUGAAUCCGCAGAAGGGAAGAAGGAAAAUCCUUUAUCAUCCUAGCAAUUUUGUUUCUCAGCUCAGUUGCACUGGGACAUAAUGUAACAACAUGUUACCCACCCAUGGUCUGGUUGAACAAUGAUGGUCCACAUGAACCAUCCGACUGUAAGAUGCUUAUGUGAAUGAAGCAUAGUUCAGUUGUUGAAUUGUGUUGCCUUGCAUGAACCUGUGUGAGAUGCUAACUUCAGCAUUGAUUCCCUACCCCACCCUCCGCCUUUAAAAUGGAGUUUGUCCUCAAAAGUUCAGGGCUUUCUUGUAUCUUGAAGUGGAAAAUGUGUUGGAGUUUACAGUGGAUUAGACUAUUAAAUUUUGGAUUAUUUUCACUCUUUAGGAGUAUUGCUUUUUUGUUUGUAUAGGGGUAACUUUCUUUCUCACACUGGGCAGACUGGAUGGCUCUGCGACUCAUGGUUGAAUUUCCCUUUCUUUCUUUGUAUGUAUUGAAGUGGUGUAUGGUGUACUGUCUCACAUGUCCUAAAACUUGUAUAAAAUGAUUUCAAACCA